Agrilus planipennis (emerald ash borer) is the source of this 1135-nucleotide messenger RNA. RefSeq lists its product as uncharacterized. Gene Ontology annotation, biological process: synapse organization; homophilic cell-cell adhesion. Gene Ontology annotation, cellular component: plasma membrane; neuronal cell body; axon. The coding region runs from base 38 to 826 and encodes 262 amino acids. NCBI's taxonomy places the organism in Eukaryota, Metazoa, Arthropoda, Insecta, Coleoptera, Buprestidae. Gene Ontology annotation, molecular function: protein binding; axon guidance receptor activity. The transcript has 6 exons. The record is from RefSeq and is a predicted model, not a curated record.
CUGUCAACGCAAAUAAGUUCAUUGGUACCGGGAUACAAUGCAGUUGGAUACAACAGAACGUCGUAGUAUGGAAUCCCAUGGGUCGAGGCACAUACUGGUAAUACGUAAAGUGCACAAAUCAGAUUUCGGCAAUUAUACUUGCGUAGCCGACAACCAAUUGGGGAAAACGAGAAAAAGUGUGGAACUAACAGGAAAUCCGAAUCCCGCACAGUUUGUCAGUUCGCCGACCGGUCAGUGGAGGGACAGUUACAAUAUCAGUUGGACAGUGGACUCUUUAUCGCCGAUCGAAGAAUUUAAAUUGUUGUUUAGGCGAUUACCAGAAGGCGCAAACGGUCAGGACAAUCAUGCAAGACCUCUUCAGCACCUCGCCACAAGAAAGGAAAACCGGACGUCAGUAUUGUCUUCUCCGUCAUCCACGUAUUACAACCCGGGAAACAUUUACGGUACCGUGGGACGUCAGUAUAUAGAUAGACGGUCCGAUUGGAGGGAUGUUAUACUGCCGGCAAUUCCGUCCCAAGGUCCGGGAAAGCAGAGCAUGAGCUACGUGAUCCGGGGCCUAGAAGCGGGACAGAGGUACGAGGCGAAGGUCCAAGCACGCAACAAGUUCGGAUGGAGUCCGCUUUCCGACCCUUUCACAUUCAGAACAACCAGCACAGACCUGACCUACCCCGACGGAAUACAUCAGACCAGGCAUGAAUACAACGAUAACGAAGUUCGUGAUCUGGGCAUACGGAUUUACAGUUCGUCACCGAAUAAGUGGAACAUGUCAACGACGGUCACGGUUUCCGCAUUAAUGAGCUUUAUACUAUUAUACGUAGUCCAAUAAGAAAAAAAAUUAAAUAAGAUAGGUCCUAUGCAUACGUAUAAGUAAGUAAAUAUGUUGUAAAACUAGGAACAAGACUCGUGUGUCGUCAUUUCGUUGUUUACAUUCGUUGCUAAACCUAAAAUUCACUGGAUGGGCUUUACACCAACAAAGUAAGCAAUAGAUCUCUAAUUACUUGCAGAAAAUGUAUUUUUCUAUCGCGGAGGCGGCACGUAUACGAAGUGCACUAACCGUUACGAAUUUUAAACUAAAUAGUGCAGUCAAAUGAGGGAAAUGGCUAAAGAGUACAUUAUAAUGGAGAAAAUUAUUGAA